AUGUGGAUGAUAAUCAAAAUUGGAAUUACACUCCCACUCGACGGCACGGGAAACCCAGUUUCAUGUGAGAACCGAGAUUCAAUAAUAAUAAAGAAGGUCGAAGCCAACGCCAAAGAAACGUGCACUCUUCAAUGUGGACUGACAAAGGAAGAGUUAAAUCGAGUCGGCCCGUUCUCAAGCGUAAAAGAGCGGUGGAAAAAAUUGAUCGAGCUGCAUAAGGGCACUUCUGAUACAAAGGAAAGUGAGUCAGUGAACCAACUUCAUGCUCGUAUACAAGACCUCAACGACCUCCACACCAUUGGACAGAAGGUGGAAAACCACGACAUAAUCAGACUAAUGCACGCUCAGCCAAGAAGGGCAUUGCCUUGA
Messenger RNA from Zingiber officinale, 369 nucleotides. RefSeq lists its product as uncharacterized. Lineage: Eukaryota; Viridiplantae; Streptophyta; Magnoliopsida; Zingiberales; Zingiberaceae. The coding region runs from base 1 to 369 and encodes 122 amino acids. The record is from RefSeq and is a predicted model, not a curated record. The transcript is spliced from 3 exons.